Molecule: messenger RNA, 599 nt
Organism: Dromaius novaehollandiae (emu)
Lineage: Eukaryota; Metazoa; Chordata; Aves; Casuariiformes; Dromaiidae
Gene: MRPS16
Product: mitochondrial ribosomal protein S16
Exons: 3
Coding region: 108-506 (132 amino acids)
Biological process (GO): mitochondrial translation
Cellular component (GO): ribosome; mitochondrial small ribosomal subunit
Molecular function (GO): structural constituent of ribosome
Source: RefSeq, a predicted model, not a curated record
GCGCUGCUUCCCGACGUGCUCGGCGCGCGGGCGCCUGCUGCCGGCGACCGCCUCCUCUACCAGCGCGCCCUUGACGUCAUCGCAGCGCGACCGGCGCCGCCGCCGCCAUGGUGCAGCUCGCUAGCCGCCUGCUGAAGAGCUACCGGGGCGGGCACGUCGUGAUCCGCUUCGCCCUCGGCGGCUGCACCAACCGGCCCUUCUUCCGCAUCGUGGCGGCACACAGCAAGCGCGCCCGCGACGGGAAGUACCUGGAGCAGCUCGGCUGUCUCGACCCGCUGCCCAACGCCCACGGCGAGAAGGUGGCGGGGCUCAACCUCGAGCGGCUGCGGCACUGGCUGGGCUGCGGCGCGCAGCUCUCCCGGCCCGCCGAGAAGCUGCUGGGCCUGGCGGGGUUCCUGCCGCUCCACCCCAUGACGGUGACCGGCGCCGAGAGGCUGCGGCGGCGAGCGCAGGGGGCCGCCGCGCCCCCGACGGGCAGUUCCGGCGGGCCCGACGAGGCCUCCUGAGUGACGCCCCGCGGCUGCCCGGCAUCGCAGGACUGCGGCCCGCGGGCCUCCAGCCCCGUAGUGUCUGACUGCAUUAAACGUGUCCUCUGUGCA